Messenger RNA from Oppiella nova, 932 nucleotides. The record is from the annotation of a GenBank genome assembly. NCBI's taxonomy places the organism in Eukaryota, Metazoa, Arthropoda, Arachnida, Sarcoptiformes, Oppiidae.
AGAGCAUCAUAAAUAAUAUUAUAUUUGAUUUGGAAAAAUUAUAUUAAAACAUGAAGUUAAUUUUACUACUGGUGGCGUCGGCAGCUUAUAUAUGCAGUACCGGUGCUCAAGAGUACAAGCUUGUAUGGGCCGACGAGUUCAAUGGGGCCGGCGUUUUGAAUGACUGCGAGUGGAAGUACGAGAUGGGAGGCGAUGGUUGGGGUAAUAAUGAGUUGGAGUUCUACACAUCGCACCGACCGGAGAACGGCCACCAAGAGAAUGGAAGUCUAGUGAUCCGAGUGAAUGUGGAGCCCAGUGGGUAUGGGGGCCGACAGUUCACCUCUGUCCGUGCCAUCACAGCCAAGGCCUGGACGUACGGCAAGUUUGAGGCCAGAGCUCGACUCCCGAAAGGCAAACAGUUGUGGCCGGCCAUCUGGAUGAUGCCUCAGAACAGCUACUACGGGAUCUGGGCUGCGUCGGGUGAGAUAGACCUGAUGGAGAACAGGGGCACUCAGAACAACGUGAUUCAGGGCAGUAUCCACUACGGAGGCACGUGGCCUAACAACCAGUACAGCGGGUCGGGCGAGAAGGAGUUCGCCGGCAUUGACUUCAGCCGCGACUUCCAUACGUUUACCUUCGAGUGGGAGAAGACUGAGAUGCGAUGGUCUCUGGACGGCAAGGUAUACCACACCGAGAAUAUAAACAAGUCCAUGUGGUCGGGCAAGGGAGUCAACCCAUACACCGCCAAUGGGCAGCCAUUUGACAGACCCUUUUUCUUUGUGAUCAACAUUGCGGUAUCAGGCAGCUUUUUCCCCGCUGAUAAGUACGGACCUCCGGUAACCGUCGAUGAGGCCAAGAAGUGGGAGAAGCCUACCAUGGAGAUUGACUACCUGCGCGUGUAUCAGAAAUAAUAAUUUCCCCCCUAGUUGCUGGACACUUUUGUCGUAUAGGGC